Eleginops maclovinus (Patagonian blennie) is the source of this 1716-nucleotide messenger RNA. Its product is annotated as adenosine receptor A1-like. Gene Ontology annotation, cellular component: dendrite; synapse; plasma membrane. NCBI's taxonomy places the organism in Eukaryota, Metazoa, Chordata, Actinopteri, Perciformes, Eleginopidae. Gene Ontology annotation, molecular function: G protein-coupled adenosine receptor activity. Gene Ontology annotation, biological process: G protein-coupled adenosine receptor signaling pathway. The record is from RefSeq and is a predicted model, not a curated record. The transcript is spliced from 3 exons. The coding region runs from base 113 to 1060 and encodes 315 amino acids.
GUGGAGGAACAUAUUUUCAACGCAACAACCACAGAUUAUGUUGGACAUAACUUUCCAUGGCCUUUAUCAAAAUUCUUAGCUUCUCUGACUUUCUUCGUCCCCUCCUUUAGUGAUGACUGACUGGAGUUGGGUGGCCUACACGGUACUAGAAGUGCUGAUUGCUGUGUCCUGUUUCCUUGGUAAUGCGUUGGUGGUGUUUGCGGUGUGUAUUGGCAUCCGGGAUUCCCUGAGAGAGCCCACUUUCUGCUUCCUCGUUUCCCUGGCGGUGGCUGACUUCCUGGUGGGUGUGGCGGCUGUGCCCCUGGCUGUCCUGUUGGAUGGCUGGGUGAGUGUGACCCCUGACCUCUGCCUUCUCCUCAGCUGUGUCGUGCUCGUGCUGACUCAGGCCUCUGUGCUGUCACUGCUCGCUAUCGCUGUGGACCGAUACCUCCGAUUACACAUACCCCUCAGAUACAAAGCCCUGGCCACACAGAGGCGUACAUGGAUGGCUGUUUCUGUGUGCUGGACUCUUUCCUGUAUACUUGGGUUCACCCCUCUGUUUGGCUGGCGUAACUACUCCUUGCUAACAUCUGAUUUCACCAACACAUCCUCCUCCGUCUCUCCACCCUGCACCUUCCUCUCAGUUAUUUCCCUCCCCUUUAUGGUUUAUUUCAACUUCUUGGGAUGUGUCAUGGCCCCCCUGCUGGUCAUGACUCUCCUCUACACUCAGAUCUUCCGGAGCCUUCAGGGCCGUCUAAAGGAAAGCUGUCCCCAAGCACAGGCUUCCCUGCUCAAGGAGAAGAGGCUGGCCUGCUCCCUGGCUCUGGUUCUCAUUUUGUUUGCCAUCUGCUGGAUUCCUCUGCAUCUGAUGAACUGUCUGCUGCUGUUUCAGAGUCCACAAGCUGUGACACGGGGGACCCUCUAUACAGGUAUCCUCCUGUCUCAUGCCAACUCAGCCGUCAACCCCGUGGUCUACGCUUAUCGCAUCCCAAAAAUCCAACAGGCCUACAGUCAAAUAUGGAAGCGCUUCAUCAUGAGGCUGAACUGUUGCCAUGGGGACAAGCAAGUUCCCAAUCAAUAAAAGGCAGCCGAGCCUAUCACACAGAAACAUGUGGAUCAGGAGGGGAAAACACGCCCUAACAAAGGAGCAGACACCUUUAUCAGGAGUUUUCUCUCCCCACUCACACACAAAAAUCUGACAAUCACUCAAUCAAACAAACAUUUGAGACUUUAUUUCACAUGAACAACUGGGACACUACAGGCAGCCCCACAGUGUUUGAAUUUGUGUCAUGUUUUGUUAGAAAAAAAUGCAUUCUCUUACAAUCAGUGCCUGCUUGUCCACUGAAUUUAUUUGUAUCAAAGCUAUCCCAUCAGUUUUCACUAGAGGGUGCUGUAGACUAACAGGCUCACUAGCUACUGUUGUACACAAACUAUCACACCAUCAGUGUUGGUGACAAACACUAUCACAUUCACUGAUUAUUGGAUAACCCAUUUAAGUAAGACUUUAAUCAGAUGUACAUAAAUCAGUCAUUUUACUGCCUCAAUCAUUUCAUGUGUAUAUUUGUGCUGCUCAUUUAACUUGCUCUUUCUUCCUGUUAUCUACGAAUAAAUGCGAUACUAAAAUGAGAGUGUGUUGAUGAAUCAUGUUCAGUGGACUCCUCAGGGAAGGCAAUAGACUGUAUAGUUAUCACCUGAGCAGGGUGCUAUCCCACCCACCAAACUAUACAACCUACUACC